Messenger RNA from Ylistrum balloti, 1095 nucleotides. RefSeq lists its product as uncharacterized. The transcript is spliced from 3 exons. The record is from RefSeq and is a predicted model, not a curated record. Bases 1 to 1095 code for a protein of 364 amino acids. Lineage: Eukaryota; Metazoa; Mollusca; Bivalvia; Pectinida; Pectinidae.
AUGGGCUUAAGGCCUAAAUUUGUAAUAAAACUUCAGAUCUCGAGAUCAACACUACGACAAAAGAAUGUCCCAAAGCCGAAGAUCAAUGCUAAGACUGACCCAGAACCCGAGAUCAAUACAACGACAAAAGACCUACUGAACCCGAGGUCUACAGUACAACAGAAGACUGUCACAGAGUCAAAGAUCAACACAACGACAAAAGACCUACUGAACCCGAGGUCUACAGAUACUUCCACUAAACCCGUGAUCAACACUGCGACAGACGACUGUCUCACAAGUAGAUCAACACAAGGACAGAAUACUUCCACUGAACCCGUGAUCAACAGUGCGAUAGACGACUGUCUCACAAGUAGAUCAACACAAGGACAGAAUACUUCCACUGAACCCGUGAUCAACAGUGCGAUAGACGACUGUCUCACAAGUAGAUCAACACAGCGACAUAAUACUUCCACUGAACCCGUGAUCAACAGUGCGAUAGACGACUGUCUCAGAAGUAGAUCAACACAGCGACAGAAUACUUCCACUAAAUCCGUGAUCAACAGUGCGAUAGACGACUGUCUCAGAAUGCGACAUACGACUGUCUCAGAAGUAUCAACACAGCGACAGAAUACUUCCACUGAACCCGUGAUCAACAGUGUGAUAGACGACUGUCUCAGAAGUAGAUCAACACAAGGACAGAAUACUUCCACUAAACCCGUGAUCAACAGUGCGACAUACGACUGUCUCACAAGUAGAUCAACACAGCGACAGAAUACUUCCACUGAACCCGUGAUCAACAGUGUGAUAGACGACUGUCUCAGAAGUAGAUCAACACAGCGACAGAAUACUUCCACUGAACCCGUGAUCAACAGUGUGAUAGACGACUGUCUCAGAAGUAGAUCAACACAAGGACAGAAUACUUCCACUGAACCCGUGAUCAACAGUGUGAUAGACGACUGUCUCAGAAGUAGAUCAACACAGCGACAGAAUACUUCCACUGAACCCGUGAUCAACAGUGUGAUAGACGACUGUCUCAGAAGUAGAUCAACACAGCGACAGAAUACUUCCACUGAACCCGUGAUCAACAGUGUGAUAGACGACUGUCAAAGAUAUUGA